This is a messenger RNA of Nicrophorus vespilloides, 1357 nucleotides long. It is a transcript of the gene cpa, whose product is annotated as F-actin-capping protein subunit alpha. The coding region runs from base 317 to 1198 and encodes 293 amino acids. The record is from RefSeq and is a predicted model, not a curated record. Gene Ontology annotation, biological process: barbed-end actin filament capping; actin cytoskeleton organization. NCBI's taxonomy places the organism in Eukaryota, Metazoa, Arthropoda, Insecta, Coleoptera, Silphidae. The transcript has 2 exons. Gene Ontology annotation, molecular function: actin filament binding. Gene Ontology annotation, cellular component: F-actin capping protein complex; actin cortical patch.
AUUUGACACAUGUCAAACUGGCGGUAGCAGUGGUGGUGGUGGCAGUGGUUUGUCAUUGUUGGCGUUCGGGUGUGUUUGUAUAUCAGAAUUUGUGUUGCAGCGAUAUCUCCAUAUCGAGUGGCACAACCAAACCCAAUUACUGUCAAAUCCACGUAUCCUGACGAAGGAAGCGGCGAGUGCAGCAGCAGCAGCAGCAGAUCAAAAUCACGCACACUCACACACACACACAUAUACACAGGCAACAACAACUGACUAGAAGUAAGAGUGCGAAAGAAAGGAAGGAAGGAAGGAAGAAUAAAUAAGCGACAGCAGUAAGAUGGCGGCCACCGACGGAGAUGAUGUUAUCACCGAUCAGGACAAGGUGAGGAUCGUGUCCGAUUUCAUACUGCACUCUCCGCCCGGAGAAUUCAACGAGGUAUUCAACGACGUUCGCAAGCUGCUCGACAACGACGAUCUGCUGAAGGAUGGGGCGAGCGGUGCGUUCGCCCAAUACAACAAGGACCAGCAGAUCCCUGUGAAGAUAGAGAAUGCAGAGUGUGCCGUCCUCAUCACCGAGUACAACGACCUGGGCAACAACAGGUUCUACGAUCCGCGCACCAGGCAAAGCUUCAAGUUCGAUCACCUGCGAAAGGAGGCGUCCGACUAUCAACCGCACGCUCCGGACGCGACUGCAGAACCGUGGCGCGCCGCUCUCGAUGCCGAAUUCGCACUCUACACACGCAACCAUUACAAGGACGGCGUCUGCAGCGCGAUGGGCAGAUCGCAGCCGGGCGGUGCGAUCACCUUGACCGCCUGCAUCGAGGACCAUCAAUUCCAGCCGAAAAACUAUUGGAACGGACGCUGGAGGUCGCAAUGGAUAGUGACGAUGAAUCAGGGUGCCGCCGGUGCCGUCGCCGACGUCAAGGGGAUCCUGAAGGUGCAGGUGCACUACUACGAGGACGGCAAUGUGCAGCUGGUCAGUUCGAAGGAGAUCAAAGAGUCGGUGCAGGUGACCACGGAAGCGCAGACGGCGCGCGACAUCGUGCAGGUCAUCGAGGACUCGGAGAACUUUUAUCAGAAAGCGAUCUCCGAGAACUACCAGAACAUGUCGGACACGACUUUCAAGGCGCUCCGGAGGCUGCUGCCAGUGACGAGAACAAAGAUCGACUGGAGUAAGAUCGUCUCCUACAGUAUCGGUAAAGAGCUCAAGACGCAAUAGGUGGCCGUGCCUGCCGAAAGAUUGGUGGACAGUCACAGAUAUAUGUGUGUGUGUGUGUGUGUUAUGUGUAUUUGUAAUCCAAUCCCUACAACCCAACCUACUACAUUGUUAUCGCGCUUAAAGGGGGAACGGUGUGUACAUAUAAUUAACAAAAAAAAA